This is a messenger RNA of Acomys russatus (golden spiny mouse), 1678 nucleotides long. It is a transcript of the gene Mutyh, whose product is annotated as mutY DNA glycosylase. Gene Ontology annotation, molecular function: 8-oxo-7,8-dihydroguanine DNA N-glycosylase activity; oxidized purine DNA binding; purine-specific mismatch base pair DNA N-glycosylase activity. Lineage: Eukaryota; Metazoa; Chordata; Mammalia; Rodentia; Muridae. Bases 40 to 1623 code for a protein of 527 amino acids. The transcript has 16 exons. Gene Ontology annotation, cellular component: nucleus. The record is from RefSeq and is a predicted model, not a curated record. Gene Ontology annotation, biological process: base-excision repair; mismatch repair.
CUCACUGUGACCGACCACAUCUGUCUGUUCCAGGUUAUCAUGAAGAAGCUACGAGCAUCUGUUAGGAAUCUCAAAAAGCAACCAGCCAACCACAAGAGAAGGGGGAAAUGUGCCCGCAGCAGCAGCCAGGCCAAGCCUUCUGCCCCUGAUGGGAUGAUCCCUGAGUGUCCUGGUUGUCCUGCAGGCCUGGCCAAGCAGAAGGGACAGCAGUUACUGCAGGCCUCUGUGUCCCCAUAUCAUCUCUUCAGAGACAUGGCCGAUGUCACGACUUUUAGGAGGAGCUUGCUCAGGUGGUAUGACCACGAGAAGCGCAGCCUACCUUGGAGAAGAUGGGUAGAGGAGGAGGCCGACUUGGACAGGCGGGCCUACGCUGUGUGGGUGUCAGAGGUUAUGCUGCAGCAGACCCAAGUUGCCACGGUGAUCGACUAUUAUACCCGAUGGAUGCAGAAGUGGCCAAUGCUUCAAGACCUGGCCAGUGCUUCCCUGGAGGAGGUGAACCAGCUCUGGUCUGGCUUGGGCUACUAUUCUCGAGGCCGUCGGCUGCACGAGGGAGCUAGGAAGGUGGUAGAAGAGCUAGAUGGCCAUAUGCCGCGCACAGCCGAGACGCUACAGCAGUUCCUGCCUGGUGUGGGGCGGUAUACAGCUGGAGCCAUUGCUUCCAUUGCCUUUGGUCAGGUAACCGGUGUGGUGGAUGGAAAUGUGGUACGGGUGCUGUGCCGUGUCCGCGCCAUUGGUGCAGAUCCCACCAGCGCCUCUGUCUCCCAUCACCUCUGGAGCCUAGCCCAGCAGUUAGUGGACCCAGUCCGGCCUGGAGACUUCAAUCAAGCAGCUAUGGAGCUGGGGGCCACAGUGUGUACCCCACAGCGCCCUCUCUGCAGCCAUUGCCCUGUGCAGAGCUUAUGCCAGGCACAUCAGAGGGUGGAGCGGGAACAGCUCUCAGCCUUGCCAGGCAGUCCUGACAUAGAGGAGUGUGCUCUCAACACUACACAGUGCCAGCUUUGCCUCCCUCCCACAAAACCCUGGGACCCCACCCUGGGAGUGGCCAACUUUCCUCAGAAGGCCAGCCGCAAGCCUCCCAGGGAAGAGUACUCUGCCACCUGUGUUCUGGAGCAGCCCAGAGCCAUUGGGGGUCCCCUGAUCCUGCUGGUGCAGAGGCCCAGCUCAGGUCUGCUGGCAGGACUGUGGGAGUUUCCAUCUGUCACCUUGGAGCACUCAGAACAGCAUCAGCACAGAGCCCUUCUGCAGGAGCUGCAGAGCUGGUCUGGACCCCUCCCUGCCGCUGAUCUCCAGCACCUGGGGGAGGUGAUCCACAUCUUCUCUCACAUCAAACUGACAUACCAAGUAUACAGUCUGGCCCUGGAAGGACAGACCCCGGUGGCCACUGCACCUCCUGGCGCUCGAUGGUUGACCCGGGAAGAAUUCCACAGUGCAGCUGUCUCUACUGCCAUGAAAAAGGUGUUCCGCAUGUAUGAGGGCCAUCGGCGAGGGACCUGCAAAGGUUCUAAAAGGUCCCAGGUGUCUCCUCUAUCAAGCCGGAAAAAACCCAACCCGGGGCAGCAGGUCUUGGAUAGGUUCUUUCAGCCUCAUAUCCCCACAGACACACCCAACAGUACUGCCCAGUAAUACUUGGGAAUCCCCACCCCAAACCCAGCCUAAUAAAUGCUUACUUUUUGUACUA